Lates calcarifer (barramundi perch) is the source of this 2128-nucleotide messenger RNA. It is a transcript of the gene pitx3, whose product is annotated as paired-like homeodomain 3. Gene Ontology annotation, cellular component: nucleus. The transcript is spliced from 4 exons. Bases 252 to 1136 code for a protein of 294 amino acids. Gene Ontology annotation, biological process: regulation of transcription by RNA polymerase II; anatomical structure morphogenesis. The record is from RefSeq and is a predicted model, not a curated record. NCBI's taxonomy places the organism in Eukaryota, Metazoa, Chordata, Actinopteri, Centropomidae. Gene Ontology annotation, molecular function: RNA polymerase II cis-regulatory region sequence-specific DNA binding; DNA-binding transcription factor activity, RNA polymerase II-specific.
CCCUCGCUAUACUCUGUGUGGGGAUCAAGCCUCACUCUUCCACAGCCUUCAUGUCUGACAACACAGAGAGGAGAAAAAGAAGAAGAAGGAAACUGACUGAACGCUUUUUUUUUCUGACUUUCUGACGCGUCGGGGAACUUUUUGUCCAUGUCACUAGUAAACCUGAGGCCAGGACAGCCAUCAGCCUGCAGCACACCUCUCUGCUUUCUCCACGGAUUUAUUUAACCAGACCGGGAUUCGACAGCCUGGUUAUGGAUUUUAACCUGCUGACGGACAGUGAAGCCCGCAGCCCGGCGCUGUCGCUCUCCGACUCCGGGACCCCGCAGCACGACCAGGGAUGUAAAGGCCAGGACAACAGCGACACAGAGAAGUCCCACCACAACCAGCUGGAUGAGUCCAGUGCCGAGGACAGUUCUCUGAAGAAGAAGCAGCGGCGGCAGAGGACUCACUUCACCAGCCAGCAGCUCCAGGAGCUGGAGGCUACCUUCCAGAGGAACCGCUACCCUGACAUGAGCACCAGAGAGGAGAUUGCCGUGUGGACCAACCUCACUGAGGCACGGGUCAGGGUGUGGUUCAAGAACCGACGUGCCAAGUGGAGAAAGCGGGAGAGGAACCAGCAGGCAGAGUUAUGCAAAAAUGGCUUUGGUGCCCAGUUCAAUGGACUCAUGCAGCCUUACGAUGACAUGUACACGGGCUACUCCUAUAAUAACUGGGCCACAAAGAGCCUAGCAAACAGCCCACUCUCUGCCAAGAGCUUCCCGUUCUUUAACUCAAUGAAUGUAAGCCCCCUGUCAUCCCAGCCCAUGUUCUCCCCCCCCAGCUCCAUCCCCUCCAUGAACAUGGCCUCUAGCAUGGUGCCCUCAGCGGUGGCCGGAGUUCCUGCCACUGGGCUCAACAACCUGGGCAACCUCAACAACCUCAACAGCCCCACGGCGCUCAACUCGGUAGCAGUGACUGCGGCCACUUGCCCCUACGCCACCACAGCCAGUCCCUACAUGUACAGAGACACCUGCAACUCCAGCCUGGCCAGCCUGCGGCUCAAGGCCAAGCAGCACACCAACUUUGCGUAUCCGGCAGUGCAGAACCCCGUGUCCAACCUGAGCCCCUGCCAAUACGCCGUGGACCGACCGGUAUGAAGAAGAGGCUUCAACAUGACCCCUGACCCAACCGACCAGCUGUAAGUCCAUUAUUACCCAACUUCACCACUCUUCAGUUCCAUCUCUAAGCUACCAGAGGUUCUGCAGACUGGCAGAUCAUGCUUUUGGUGGUACACACUGAGAAUAAUCUUCAAAACUGAUGCAACAAAUACACACACCCAGAUGGACCAUCACACUUCACAGGAAUUCUCUCCCGUUUGUGAAACUGUCACUGAACUGACCAACUGCUUCAAAGGAUUUCUAAAGAUUGUUAUCCAUUAUCUUUUUUUUCCUUCUUUUGAACUGCAUGAUUAGAAUAAACGUAGAAACCAAGGGUAAAUGAAACAUGGAUGCUUCAACUGGACUGAUGGUCAACACCUUGGCCCAAAAACAUCAAAUGUGAUCUUUGCUACUGUCGCAGGAAAAGGGACCUGUGGGUACAAAGCAGGAGACAUGGAGGAUGUAUAUAAUGGACUUUUUCUGUUUUGUAUGUGACAAAAAAUAUAUAUGAAAAUGUAGUACUUUAAAGAUGAGAAAAGCAUGUUCUUCAAAAGCAAAGGCCCUAAGUUGGUGUACUAUGGGCACAUCCUUUAGGAGCUUUAAACUUUGUUGUGAAUUCCUCACCCCUUAGAAGGUUAUAGGUCAAAGGUCAGCUUGGAUGGAUGAGAUGAGGGCAAUACUGGAAAGUGAACAUACCCUCAAGCAGUUAAACACACACACACACACACACACACACACACACACACACACACACAUACACAUACAAACAACAAAUUACACACACACCAGAAUAUCAACAAGAUUUUCAAGUAAAACUCUAAAAAGCCAUUGAAUAUAUAGAUUUGUGUGGUGUUAUACAAAGGGAGUCCAUGACUGUAAAAAAUGUAUGUAAGAGUGCAGUUGUUAUAACAAAAAAUCAAGCUUUUUUUCCUGGUGUAGCCUGCUUUGUCUCAUUAAAGAACCAAUUAAAGGAUCCGUUUUUAUGAACUACA